Molecule: messenger RNA, 412 nt
Organism: Cynara cardunculus var. scolymus (artichoke)
Lineage: Eukaryota; Viridiplantae; Streptophyta; Magnoliopsida; Asterales; Asteraceae
Product: protein FAM71B-like
Exons: 3
Coding region: 24-299 (91 amino acids)
Source: RefSeq, a predicted model, not a curated record
CUGCAAAAAGGGGAGAGAUAAAAAUGGCGAACCAACAAAACCAAGCCUCCUUGGAUCAAUCUCAGUUGCAUAGAGAUGCAGCAUCGAACCAAGAACCGAGCCAAAAUGCUAGCUUCUUGGAUCAGCAGGCUAGCGAUUCAGUGAAGACGAUGGCACACGGUGCAGCGGACGUGGCUGGGGGUGCAGCGAGUGGUGUGGCGGGUAUAGCACGAGGGGCGGCAAUGGGAGCGGCAAAUGUAGCCGAGGGUGCUGCCGGAGCGGUGAAAAACACCUUUGGGAGUAACACGCCCUCAAAAUAGAACACCCUAGGGAAGGUGUUUGAUUUCCAUGAAUUCAUAGAAUUAUGUUCAAUUGCCAAAAAUUUUGAUUUAAUGUGCUCUUUACUCCAAAAUAAACAAAAACCACAUCUUUU